Bursaphelenchus okinawaensis is the source of this 2138-nucleotide messenger RNA. Lineage: Eukaryota; Metazoa; Nematoda; Chromadorea; Rhabditida; Aphelenchoididae. The record is from the annotation of a GenBank genome assembly.
AUGUGUGCUAUUGGUGCUGUGAUCGCCCCUGUGGGACCCCCAGCCCGACCGCCGCCCAGUCUAGGCCUGUUCCGAGUGCAUAAAAACGAAGGAAGCGCAUGCUGUUUGUCGUGCUGAAAAUAAGGCCCAAUGACGCUGCAAAAAGCCCCCAGAAUCUGGAAAAAAAGAACCGGAUCUGUGCCGUUUUCUUGUGCACGACAUCUCAGUAGCGACGACUCGAACUCAAGUCGAUUCAGUACAGUAGAACGGGGGUGGUGGGGCCGUGCUGUCCGCGUCUGGUCUUGUCUCAACUUUAUUUUCGAGUUUUUUGAGUUAACUGGCCUUAUCUUUCGGAUCUUGCUGACAAAACAGUCUUAAUAUUGAAACCUUGAUUAAAUUCUAACCUCUUAUUAAAUCAACAUUGUCCUAACUUCUACAGCCUUCUUAGUUCUUAUACUUUCAAUGUCAAACACUUCAAUCCCUAAAUACUCUUUCCAUCGACGCCUUAAACUGUUUCAAUUUCAGAAGACUCAAUGAACAGCUCGUCUGCUGGAGUCUCGAUUCUACACUCCACAGAGACGCCCAUCAUCGUACCUUCCAUUAAACAGCUACCACUAGAUGUCAGGCUUACAGUCGUCGCCUACUGUUAUAUACUACCCAUCAUCUGUGUUGUUGGGAUUAUUGGCAAUGUUAUGAAUGUCAUAACAUUAGCCAGUCGAAAACUACGCGCUGUAUCCUACAUGUACCUACGAGCACUAGCGAUAGCAGACCUACUAUGCAUGUUAUUUGUACUGUCCUUCGUAUCAUGCGAAGUGCUAGUAUAUAAUGGUUAUCCAUUGAAUCGCUACCUUUGGUAUGGAUUCUACCAGUCGCAUAUCAUCUUAUCGUUUAUUAAUUGGGCGCUAGCUACGGGAGUCUUCAUCGUCGUUGCCUUAAGUUUAGAGAGAUACGUUUCUAUUGUGUUUCCCAUGCACUUUCGUCAAUGGAAUUCACCAUCAAGAGCACGAAGAGCAAUAUGUAUAGCUUACAUGUUACCGGCCAUGUUCUACCUACCGUAUGCCUUUGGAAGGUAUACGGUAGAAAGCAAAACAUUGGCAGACGGUACAAUAAACUACAUACAAAGCGACAGUGAAGUGUCCAAGACAAUGUACUGGAAAGUGAGUUUAAUUCAUUAUUUCGAGUAUUAAAACCUAUAAUUAAAUUAUUAUUUUGCUAUGCACUAUUAUGUGAAUUAUACUGUAGUGUAUUAUUGUAUUUCAUCUUAUCUUAAUUUUUCGAUGUACAACAAUAACAAUGUUAUAUAUGUGACAUCAUGAGGAUAUUUUCCGUUUUUUUAUUCCUUGCUCUAACCUUAUUUACAGAUUUACAAAUGGAGCCGUGAAGCAUUCUUGAGAUUCCUUCCUAUCAUUGUCCUCACCGUUCUCAACGCUCAAAUAAUGAUGGCCUUUCGAAAGCGACAGCAAAUGUUUGCUCGCUUAAAGAACCGAGACCAAAACAGUCAAGUGCGUGACGAUACCCUUCUCUACAUCCUGGGCGGCAUCGUGGCCAUGUUCUUCGUAUGCAACAUUCCAGCAGCCAUCAACUUGCUGUUCAUCAACGAGACCGUCAAGAAAAGGGUCGACUAUCAGAUAUUCAGAGCUAUUGCCAACCUUCUCGAGAUCACCAACCAUGCUGCUCAAUUCUACAUCUUCUGCGUGUGUUCAACCGACUAUCGCGCUACAUUCUUGCUCAAGUUUCCGUGCUUUAAGGUAAGAAAACAUGAAUUUUCAAAACAAGGCUGCUUAUAUUAUGUAACGAACUCAACAGGUUCUUGUCAAAAAUCCUUGAAUCCUCUUAAAACGUGUUCUUGCUUUUACACCUGACAUUCACAUUCAAAAUCUUAACUUCACUUUCAGGCUUAUUACACAAAUCGCGAGAAACUGCGCUCCUUUAUCAGGAGACCUCAAACCAAACAUGCAGACGGCAAGAACGCGCCACCCCCGAGCAUGGCAAUGGGAAUUUCCUCAAUUAAGCGAAGUAGCACGUUGGAAGGCACGACAAAUCAACACAAAGAACAGGAAACCGUCGACAUUCACUUGGCCAGCGGCGAGGACGACAUCAGCGACGAGUCGGACAGCCUCCUGAACGGCGACACCAACAAGGAGAGCACUUACUUGUGA